Molecule: messenger RNA, 4612 nt
Organism: Belonocnema kinseyi
Lineage: Eukaryota; Metazoa; Arthropoda; Insecta; Hymenoptera; Cynipidae
Gene: sm
Product: heterogeneous nuclear ribonucleoprotein L
Exons: 11
Coding region: 154-1611 (485 amino acids)
Biological process (GO): mRNA processing; regulation of RNA splicing
Cellular component (GO): nucleus
Molecular function (GO): mRNA binding
Source: RefSeq, a predicted model, not a curated record
CGCGUUCGUUCGUUUGAUCGUGAGUUCGUCGCGUUUGUUGCUCGUUAAUUGUUUUGCCCCGGAAAAUAACAAGCGAUCCUCCUCCUUCUACAGGAACCGCGUACCUUCGUCGUUAAACCUUUUAUUGAAGUUGCCAGGUGAUUAGACACGAGAAUGGCGUUCAAUGGAGAUGGUCCGCACUCGAAAAGACAGCGGUUGGAAGAAUCCGGUCAUAGGAAUCACGAAUACAGUGGUUAUGGAGAGGAACCUCGACGAAAGAGGGAAGACAAUAACAAGCCAAAUCACGUACUCCUCUUUACAAUAAUCAACCCAGUCUACCCCAUCACAGUGGAGGUAUUACAUACAAUUAGCACACCCAGUGGGCAAGUUCAGCGCAUCGUUAUCUUCAAGAAAAACGGCGUCCAAGCCAUGGUUGAAUUCGAUUCGGUGGAGUCAGCAACCAGAGCGAAAGAAACUCUUCAUGGGGCCGACAUAUAUUCAGGAUGUUGUACACUGAAAAUCGACUUCGCCAAGCCGACAAAAUUGAACGUCUAUAAAAAUGAUACCGAGAGUUGGGAUUAUACGACGCCAGCACUGGGAUCGAGUACGCACAAAAACGACGCGACUGGAAAUGGAAGACCAGCUCCUCUCCUAGCUGAACCCAGGUAUGGAGCAGCACCACAACCUUAUGCUUUGCGUGUUGCAGGAUCUACACCACAGCAAGUGACGUUUCCUCCAGGCGCAGGACAUGAGCGUUAUGAAGAGACUUUCAAUGGUCCAACCACAUACGCAGAGCCGUACGUCGAACGGUAUGGAAUUAAAAGUGAUUUCGCUGGUCGAGAACCGUUACAUCCUACACCCCCUCGGCCUGGUUACGUACCGACUUUGGGUCAAACACCACCGACAAGUACACAGGGUUCUGUAAUGAUGGUCUACGGCUUACAGCCAGACAAAGUCAACACCGACAAGCUCUUCAAUCUAUUCUGUCUUUAUGGAAAUGUAACGAAGGUGAAGUUCUUAAAAACAAAGGAGGGCUGCGCGAUGAUUCAAAUGGGAGACAGCAUAGCCGUGGAAAGGUGUUUGCAAAAUUUGAACAAUGUCACGAUUGGUGCAGACGGCAAAUUGCAACUUGGAUUUUCGAAGCAAGCUUUCCUCUCGGAUGUCACCAACCCUUACAUUUUACCUGACAAGACAGCCAGUUUCAAAGACUUCACAGGCAGCAAGAACAACAGGUUUCUCAAUCCGGCGAUGGCCAACAAGAACAGAAUACAGCCUCCAUCGAAGAUCGUUCACUUCUUCAACACCCCACCUGAUCUAAGCGAGGAGACCGUAAUUCGCGUCUUUGUCGAACGAGGCAUCGAAGCACCGACAACAGUCAAGUUAUUUCCUCUGAAAUCCGAACGAUCGUCGUCCGGUCUUAUUGAAUUCAGUAGUGUUGGUGUUGCGGUGGCUGCCAUAAUGGAGUGCAAUCACACAGCUCUCGAGAACAGUAAUGGCAAAUUCCCCUACAUAAUGAAGUUGUGCUUUUCUUCUUCGCGCACCAUUCCCACGAGUUUCCCACCUAGCAGUGGUAGCGCAUCCAGCAAUUCCGCCGGAAAUGGUCACGCCAAAAUGCAGCAAGACUCCGAAUAGAACGGCGAGGCCCAGGGCCAGCGUCAGCGUCAGCGCCAGCGCCCCUCUCUCGCGCUGCACCAGCUCUGUGCCCCGACGAGUAGUACGGCCCUGCACCAUCCUGCCACGACGAUUACACUGUCCCCGGUUAUGCCUCCCGUGCCUCCUCCACUUCCACCCACGUGUCUUCUGAUCGCCACGCCAACCCUCUACCCCACAGUUCAACCACCUCCACCCCCGCCUCUUCCCACCUUCUGGCCCUAUUAAAUUCAAGAGCACUCUCUCAAUUCCUCCUCCUCCUCCUUCUUCCUCUUUGGCCAACUGAAGCACGACUAGCACAGGACCACCAGGACCAAGCUGAAAUCCCAACAUUUUGGGACUUGUGCAUUCUUCUCGGAAGGAUAAGUCGAGACCAGCUUGUUCUUUUUUUGUUUUGUUUAUUUAUAUAUUUUUGGGGCCGCCUCUACAUGUAUAAAUCAUAGUUCUGAAUUCCGAUCAAUGACUUAAGCCACAUGACAGCAUUGUGCAAUGAAAGCCAUGUCUGCAAAAAUGGGCCAACCCUCACCUCUACUGCUUAAGUUUAGUCUUGUACAAAGUAUUCUUACUGACUGUGAAAGGAUUGUGUUUAGACUUGGUUUCGAUUUUAAGAACUGCCAAGGGGGUUAACUCGGGUCUGCAAACAUCGCUUGAAUUCAUCUUUGGAGUCGUUGGCUCGACGCACGAUGACUCGAAAAAAUCUGUUUCACCGUUCCACGUAUGAGAGAUCAAGCUGGAAAAAAGGGACAAAAUCUUAUACAUAGCAGUGUUGGCGACAUACCGAAAUUGCGAUUAUCGCCUAGACAUAUCACGUGGGAAAAUUGAGAGGGUUAUUUAAAUCGAGGAAAGGUAGGAUGUGUCCUACAUAUCAUUUGACCAUUCGUCAUCCUGCAAGCGUAAUUGAAUCUUGCUACUAAAGUAAGCUUCCGAUUUCGAAAGUUUAAUUAAUUUGAUUCUUAACUAUCUUUCACUCGAAAGAAAUUUUACAAAACGAUUUUAAUGUAUUUUUUACUAAAUACAAUUUAGCGAUCGGAGCUUACAAUCUUAGGAAUUGUAUAUCGAUCACAUUUGGUGCGUCAUCGCGACUGCUAUCUGUAAGAGGAAGAAGAUAGAAAGCUAAAAUAAUAAAAUAGAAUUUCUCGGAGAUUCCGAAGCUGUAGUGUUCAGGGUGCGACGAAUCGGUGCUCUGUUUCGCAGAAGAAGAAAAAACGGACGACCAGAAACAUCGUGCUCGUUCAAUCAGACCGAGGACUGUGAAUUGAAUUUUAUAUACAAAAGAAUGUCGAUGACCCGAUAUAUUAGUGUUCUUCGGCAAUAUUUUGUCUGGCCGAGGGAUGUUUUUAUAAGAAAGGUUUUAGAUCUCUGCAAAUUACGAAGUGAGCCAAAUGAUUACUAAUAAUUAUAGACUUGACUUGGCCAUACGUAAAAUAAGAAUAUAUUGAGGGAUUGAGCCCUCAAGUUUGCGAAGAAUACCCGCCAUUUUGUCCAUUAAUUGCGAGAGUGAGACCUAAACAAAUGAGAUAUAACUUAAAUAAGGAGAAAAGUUUAUAUUCGAGGCAAUAUUUGUUACAAUACAACUAGGAAGUAAGUUGUACUACCUUAUAGGAGCUCAUUACAUAAAAAAAAAAUCGAUGCCGUUUCUGAAGAGAUUCAUGAAGCGAGCGAUUCAUCCUUUGCAUCGAUACAUACGGAUGUCUUUUGAGUUUUCCAUUUUUUCAUCCUCUCGCGUUUACGAGGAUCUAGCCUAACGAGGCAUUAACUAGCAGUCCAAAUUUUAACCACCUGUGACAUACCACUUUCGAGUUACAAUUUUUAUUCUUUAGAAUUAUUUCAUUGUUCAGCUCUAUUCCUCAAAUUCCACGAGUCAUCAAUUUCGUUUGUCCGACAUUCAUUUUUUACUUUGUUCAACUUAAUUAGAACAAUUGACUUUUUAUUUAUUGUUUGAAAUGGGCAGUUUCGUUGUUUCGUAAUUGCUGCAAGUUGAAAUGAAUUUCCGACAAUUGAAAUUUCGAACGAGUGAAAUUUAAAUCUUUUUCGCUUUCUUGACGCCCUUAAAUUUGAAGCGGGGCAUCAGACCGAAGUUAGCUCAGCUAUUCUGCAGCAGGGGCGAGUUGUAUAUUCUGCAACAAAAAUUACAUAUCAGAAGAUUUCGGUUCUUCUCAUUUUUAAACUAGAUUACAAUCCAUUCUUAAUUUUACUCGUACUUAGUAUUUUUGCUUUUAAUUUUCCUGGUGUUUACAUUUGCAAAAUGUAAAAAAAUGAGUUGUUAUCAAUAAUAUUAUUAGCGGUACGAUGCCCUGUUUUAAAUGAUGUUCUCGCAUCACAUUCUCCUGUUUUUAUUAUCAGCACAUAGCUAUUUUAUUAUCGAAUUAACUUUACUUGUAGUAUCGUUAUCAGUUGACUAUGAAUUUCGCUUAGCAAGCAGGACUUAAAAAUUAAGACAUAGCGUGUAAGAUUUUAGAAAUGGCGUAAUUCAUAUCAUUAAAUUUUUUUAGAUAUAUGUGAUUACGGAGCGCAGCGAUUGAAUCAGGAGAGUAUCGUACUUAAAAUGUAUCUAAGUAAGUUUUGCAUUUGAGUGGCGGAAUCGCGUCAAUAUUUUAUUCGUUUGGAAAAACUUGUGGAAAAGCUCGAAAUUAAAAAGUAAGUUAGUUCUUUAAUCUCCCAUGUACAUUCCAGUGUACUAGAUUUAUUUUCGUCCGAAGUUUCAUGUUACAUUUUGAGUGUUUGUUUCGAAAAAUGUGAAAAAAUCUCGUUCUCUCGAGCUACGAUGCCUUCAUGAUGAAAAUCGCUCUCCAGCGUGAUGUACGCUAGGUACAUAUUAGAAAUAAAUGACGUUGAUUAGUAAAAAUGAAAAUUCGCAUGUCAGACUUGGCUUAUUUUCUGAGGCUUUACCAUUUACAUUAUCGGUGGUAAAGUAAGACGGUAGUGUACAUGACAACGAAGAUUGAUAAGUUGGACUGCACGUUUUAAUUGAGCAACGGACUAA